CCGUGUCCUUGAAUUUCCCCUUCUAUAGCCCUCCGGCUCCUAAGCUUUGAAUCAUUAAAACUAACACAAAAUCCCAUAGAUCGACCGCCUGUACGCCGUCCACCGCAGCUCCGUCUCCGGUCGCCACUAACUGGGUUAGUUACCGAAGUUCGGAUCCCAUUCUCCUCCCUUUUCACCUUGCCCAGAUAAAUUCUGCAUAAAACAACCUAAUACGCCCUGGAUCUCGAUUGAAAGUUUGGUAUUGAUACCUCCUCAAGCCUCCGAUCACGCAACAUCAGAGCAUCCCUAAGGUUAUUAUUAUUGUUGUUAUUGUUAUUUUGGUGGUGGUGUCGGAAGUUGCUUCUCGUCGAUUCUGUAGGUAUUUCCAGUAGCUAUGCCAGGGAAUUCUAGUUGCAGCGUCUACAUAGGAAAUUUGGACGAGAGGGUAAGCGAUAGAGUUCUGUAUGAAAUUCUUAUCCAAGCAGGAAGGGUAGUAGAUUUGUAUAUCCCUCGAGACAAGGAAACUGAUAAGCCCAAAGGAUUUGCCUUCGUUGAAUACGAGAACGAGGACGUUGCUGAUUAUGCUGUCAGGCUUUUUUCUGGCCUUGUUACUCUCUAUAAUCGAACCUUGAAAUUUGCUAUUUCUGGGCAAGACAAGGCUUCACAAAACCCUCCCAGUGCAGCCACACCUGCUACAUCGAGGCAAUACCAUGGAGUAGUUAAUCACAUGGAAAUCUCUCAGCAGCUAAAGAGGUCAUCAACCCCUUCUAGGAUCCCAGAUUAUCCUGCGCGUUACACCCAAGUGCUAUCUCCCCCUGGUGUUUCUCACCAGUCUAAUGGGUAUCGAUCACUUUUCAAUGAUACCAAUUAUGAAUACAGUCGAAGGGUUUUUGGGUCAACAUUGGAUAGCAUUAAUCGCCGUAGGUCACGUCGUUACGGAACAAGUGACCCAAUUUCAUAUCCAUCUUAUUGAUAUUUACUAUGAUAGCUAUAUGAGGGUAAAAUUCUUGCAUGAUGCACUUAAUAUUGUGGACGGUUGUAGGUAUUAAAAAAGAUAGGUGGUAGAGUUAUGAUCAAGAAGGGGUAAAGUUAGCAUCUGUUGUAACUUAUUUCGUAGGCCCCCAUCAUUGUUUGUUUAUGAAUACUUCAAUUUCAUAUUUUCGCUCCCUUUAAAAUGUUGUAUUUCUUUCCUUUUGGAUAG
This is a messenger RNA of Hibiscus syriacus, 1180 nucleotides long. Its product is annotated as RNA-binding protein 7-like. The record is from RefSeq and is a predicted model, not a curated record. Bases 374 to 952 code for a protein of 192 amino acids. Gene Ontology annotation, molecular function: RNA binding. The transcript has 4 exons. NCBI's taxonomy places the organism in Eukaryota, Viridiplantae, Streptophyta, Magnoliopsida, Malvales, Malvaceae.